This is a messenger RNA of Malaya genurostris, 686 nucleotides long. Its product is annotated as cuticle protein 19-like. The transcript is spliced from 2 exons. The coding region runs from base 43 to 375 and encodes 110 amino acids. Gene Ontology annotation, cellular component: extracellular matrix. The record is from RefSeq and is a predicted model, not a curated record. NCBI's taxonomy places the organism in Eukaryota, Metazoa, Arthropoda, Insecta, Diptera, Culicidae.
CUUCCAAACGAACCAACCAAAGUACUUUACGGGAGAUCCAAGAUGUUUAAGAUCAUCGUCCUGGUUGCCUGUUUGGCUGCUGUUGCCUCGGCUCAGUUCGGAGGAGAGCACGAUGACCAUUACCAUUCGCAUCCGAAGUACAAGUACGAAUACGGCGUCAAGGACCAUCACACCCAUGACCACAAGAGCCAGUGGGAGCAGCGCGAUGGGGACCAUGUCAAGGGACAGUACACUCUGGAUGAAGCUGACGGAACCCAUCGGAUCGUGGACUACAGCUCGGAUCACAAAACUGGAUUCCAGCCUCAUGUCCAGCGCAAAGGACAUGCCCAUCAUCCACACGGGGAGAGCUAUGCUAACAUCGAACAGCACUAUUGAAUGUCCUUGCAUAGAUAAAUCAAUGAAUCAAUGAGGCUAGUAAACUAAACUAAUUUCAAAUCAAUAUAUGGAUUCUUUCCAGUAUUCAAUAUCACAUUCCUCGUUUAUUUUGAUGCUAUGUGUGUGCGGUUAACCUAUCCCAAGCCCUACUAUUUGGCAGCGGAUUGCAGAAAAAAAGAUGUUUCCAUGUGAUUUGUUUAUACAUGCAUAUAACAUCAGUCCCGGACUCAGGGAGGUGUUGAUAAAAUUCUAUUCCGAUGACCCAUUUCGUAUACAGAGCGAAUCGUGUUCCGAGGUCACCGUUCUAUCGA